Molecule: messenger RNA, 1898 nt
Organism: Aethina tumida (small hive beetle)
Lineage: Eukaryota; Metazoa; Arthropoda; Insecta; Coleoptera; Nitidulidae
Product: leucine-rich repeat-containing protein egg-6-like
Exons: 1
Coding region: 57-1805 (582 amino acids)
Molecular function (GO): protein binding
Source: RefSeq, a predicted model, not a curated record
AUGAUCUAGAUUUUAAUUCACCAGAAGAAGUCUUAGAACUAAAACUUUAUGGUUCGAUGUCAUCUAUACCUUCUUUAUAUUUUACAAAAUAUUAUUAUACUCAAAAGUUAAAUUUGGAGUCUUUAAAAAUAUUAAAAAUUAUUCCGGGAGCGUUUAAUAGAUUAAACAACUUAAAAGUUCUACAUUUAAAUAAAAAUAAUUUAACUAAUUUAGGGGAUGGAAUUUUUAAUUCAUUAAUUUAUCUCGAGGAAUUGUACUUAGAAUUUAAUAAAAUUGAAAAUAUUACUGAUCACGCAUUUGCUGGAUUGAAUAAUUUGAAAAUUUUGAAUUUAAGUGAAAAUCGUCUUCACCAAAUAUCCCAAAGUAUUAAUUUUCUUGGUAAUCUUCAGAGUAUUUAUAUUGGGAAUAAUUUUAUCUCCAUUGAAAAUUUAUACAACCACCGCGUUAAAUAUUUAGACUUAAGUUCAAACAAUAUAUCAAGUUUUCAAAUUGAUUUCGGUGUUACUACAAUUAUACUCAAUCAUAACAAUAUUAAUAACAUCAGUAAUUCGAUGUUCCGAUAUGCCCAUUUUUUAAUUCAUGUUGACUUAAGUUUUAAUAGUUUAACAUCAAUAGACAUAAACACUUUCGAUAGAAAUAAUUCAAUUGAAACAUUGAAAUUAAACAACAAUUUGUUGAUUAAAAUUCCUGCCGGAUGUUUUAGAAUGUUUGUUGAAUUGAAAUUACUGAACUUGUCUAAUAACUGUUUAAAAGAAAUACCAGUUGGUGAAUUUGAUUCAUUACAACAACUCACAAAUUUAGAUCUAUCAGGUAAUUUAUUAAAACAUAUGUUUGACUUUACGUAUUUACAAAUUCGAUCACUCAAUCUAAGGGAUAAUUUAUUGCGUGACUUUUAUGUCAAUUUAAAAUACAUGCCACAUAUGACUGAAAUUUUUAUAAGCGGGAAUGGGUGGGACUGCCAAAACCUUAUUAAUAUAAUAAGAGAUCUUAAUGAUAGAAAAGUUAAAUUUGACACUGGCCGCAACUACUCUGGUAGUAAUAUUUUAGGCAUUCCAUGUGAUAAUAAUAAAUAUACUAAAUCGGAUUCGAUAGAACAAAAUGCAGCGCAAUCAAAACCACCAAAUUCGUCGACAUUGCUUCAAUAUUUUAACCGCGAUUUUUUUAACAGCAAUUUUUAUAAAUAUUUUCAAUCAUUCACCGACAAAGGUUUAAAUUACACAGAUACAAUUGAUUCAAUCAAAAAUUCUGUACAAAAUAUUUUCAAAAAUAACUCGAUCUCCGAUUAUUUUCAAUACGGCUUUCUCAAAUCAAAUUUUGUAAAAUAUUUAAAUAGUUUUAAAUCUGGUAAAAAUUUAUCGUUUCCUGAAACUGAAAUGUAUGAAUUUUUUGAUAAAAAGUUUAAUCACACAAACUUUUUUAAAUUUUUAUAUUCAUAUAAACCUGAAAUGGAUAUUGAACACAUAAAUACUACAGGUGAAUUGAAAUCAUAUAACAGUAUAAUGUUAGAAAUACUCAAAAAUUUAACAUCCAGAGAAGAUAAUUUGGAAAAAUAUGUUCAAGAUGAAUUGAAGUCAAAAAACAACAUUAUACUUAUUAGAAACCUGACAUCUGAAAUGAGGGGUUUAGGAGGUGUUGCUUUGAAACAGAAAUCCGAAGAUUUACAGAAAGAUUCAAUUCCAGUAACUAAUUACAUAACGCAGGGAUUUAUUAUAACUAUCCUCAUUUUGUUGCUUCUUGUACAACUUUACCAAGUUUAUCAGGGAAAAAUAUCUACGUCUUCGCCAGAACUUGUUGAAUUAUCUUAAUUGUACGUAAUUUUUUAUUGUAUUUGUAACUUAUAAUAUAAUGUAUUAAUUAAUGUAAUGAAAAAAUAAUAUUGUAAAAUAUAUAUACAUUAA